Messenger RNA from Empidonax traillii (willow flycatcher), 1735 nucleotides. It is a transcript of the gene UBXN10, whose product is annotated as UBX domain protein 10. Bases 1 to 927 code for a protein of 308 amino acids. The transcript has 4 exons. Gene Ontology annotation, molecular function: protein binding. NCBI's taxonomy places the organism in Eukaryota, Metazoa, Chordata, Aves, Passeriformes, Tyrannidae. The record is from RefSeq and is a predicted model, not a curated record.
AUGGCCAUCUGUUGCCUGAAGUCUCAACACAUCCCUGCACAGUUUGCACAGCCUGCAGGUGCAACGGCCACAGCGGCUUUCCCGGACGCAGCACUUGCUCAGCUCUGCUUCCCUCCGAGCACAGCCGCUCUCCCGUGGGCCAACAUUGUCACCAUGCACGUCACCAGGCCCAAAUCAGCCAAGGGACGCAGAAGGCAAAGCUUCAGCCACCCUCAGGGAGUGGAAGCCUGUCCAUGCCAAGUGCCUUCUUCCCCACUGGCAGCGUCUCCUCGGGCCUUAGCGAGCAGCCAGAGAGCACCACACACAAAACUGGUGUUCCCACCCACCCCAGUGUCUCCUGAGGAGGUCCCAGAGUUCCUGCAGCAAGUGCCUUUGAAGUCCUCGUCUUCCCUGAACAAGUACCGGGUGCUCCCCUCCAUUGGCUGGAAGGGCAUAGCGAGUGAUGCCGUGGAAGCGCUGGCUCAACAGACCAGCCGGCUGGAAGUGAGUGAGGGGCAGGACACUCUGAAAUUCAGCAAAACUCUGUCUGGAGAGCAGGGAUCUGGCAGCAUAUUGUCAGGAAGAGAUGUUCCUGCUGAGGAGAGCUCCCAUGUGCACUGUCCCUCUGAGAAGUGGGGAAGGAAAAUGAGGCAGGAGAGCCCUUCCACGUCCCCUCUAAGCUUAGAAGAGCCCCACGUGCUGCUCGCGGUCCGGUCUCCCUCUGGCCAGAGGUUUGAGCACCACUUCAAGCCCUCUGACAGUCUCCUGACAGUCCUUGCCAUGGCAGGACAGAAAUUGUUGGCCAACUACCAACACUGCAGUGUUGAAACGAUGGAAGUGCCCCGGAGGAGCUUCUCUGACCUUACGAAGUCCCUCCAUGAAUGUGGGAUCCUCCACAAGACUGUGCUGUGCAUUCGACAGGACAAGCAGCAUGAUGCAGAUCUUUAGGCACAUGGAGAUGGGUUGUUCUGCUGAGUGGGAUGCAUUGCUUCUUCCAAAAAACCUGACUCUGAUGUUUCCUGGGCCUACUUCUUGCCAUCUUUCACAAAUUCCCAUGAAGUAGAGGUAUGGAUGUUGAGAAAUAGUAUUUCAGAUGUAUAAACCUGUGUCAUAAAGAGCAGCUUGUUUCACCCGUGCCAUCACAAAUUGCUUUGUAAGUGCCACCAACCUUCAGCCUUUUUGGUUUGUUGAAAGUUUCCAAGUUUCUAAAACCCAAGUUUCCAAGACCUCUACUCUUCUCCUUUUCUCUAUUUUGGGAAGGUACCACUUCCCAGAGUGGACCUGGAUGCACCUAUUUGGGAAGGUAGAAGCAGAACUGUUUUACCUGCAGGACCACCUUCAGUAGCUGAUCAUCAUCCUAAACAUCUCAAGAGGCUGAAAAGGAGUUUAAACCCCCAAACCAUCUGGAAGCAAGAGUAUUAACACAUUAAAGGGUUAUUAGGAAGUAUUAAAUUGCAAGACUGAUUGUAAAAUACCUGUGAGAACUCAGCUCUCUCUGGGUAACCUCAGUCCACCUCUUUACUGUGACUAAAUCACCUUUUUAAGAACAAAUAGUUAUUAUUUUGUCUUGGUGAGCAGCAGGAUUUUCUCCUUAGUUUUCCUUCUCUCAUUCAGCUUGUGUGAUCUGCAGGUAAGAACAGAUGGAUAGUUAAGAAGGGAUGUUACAAAUAGUUCCAUUUAACACCUUUACACUGAAGUUAGUCCAAGAAGCAAAGUGUUAUUUUGGGAGUUUUAAAAUAAAAAUUUAUUAAUGGGA